AUGGAGAAACGUUCCUCGGGCCUCUUGCCCCCGCGCCUCCAAGGGGAACCGCGCAGCAGCAGAGAGGGCCGCGGAGCGCCACGCAGCCUGGCUCGCCUCCACCCCGGGGCGCCUCCGGAGGCGCCCGCCCCCGCCAGCGGCCCCUCCGCAACGGGGCCCCCGCGAAGGAAGCCGCACGCUGAGGGGGCCCCAAGCGCCCGGCCCCGGGCCACGCAGGCGCCCCAGGAGCCCGGCCUUGCAGAGCCGCGCGCGGGGGGCAGGCCAGGCCAGGGGGCCGCCGCGCCGCAGGGUGGCCCGCGCUCCGGGUUCCCCGGCCAGGGCCCGGCGGAGGAGCCCCCCCUUGGGCAGGCGGGGGACGGCUGGCUCUGCCUCCCCUCGGCUCCGCGGCUGCCUCCUCCGCCGGGGCCCGGGGACCUCGCCCUCGCCCGGUGGGGCCUCCUGCCCCGGGGAGUCCUGGUGGUGUCGGCGACGCUCGGCCGCGGGGCCCAGCCGGGGCCUCGCCUGCCGCCCAACGUCUGCAUCCUAGCCCUGGCGAUGAUGAUCGCCGGCAUCCCGACCGUGCCGGUGCCGGGGGUGUGCGAGGAGGACAUGGUCUGCGCCGCCCGCUGCUUCGUGGCUGGGGGGCUGGCGCCCACCGACGCACAGGGGGAGGCGGCCCAGCGGAGGAGGUGGCCUGCCUGCAAGAGGGACAAGCCACGGAAGCGGGCGGCCAGCAGGCACUUCCUGCCCCUGUUCCUGGCUCAGCUGAAGAAGUGA
Varanus komodoensis (Komodo dragon) is the source of this 756-nucleotide messenger RNA. RefSeq names its product spermatogenesis associated 25 (gene SPATA25). The record is from RefSeq and is a predicted model, not a curated record. Gene Ontology annotation, biological process: spermatogenesis. The transcript has 2 exons. Bases 1 to 756 code for a protein of 251 amino acids. NCBI's taxonomy places the organism in Eukaryota, Metazoa, Chordata, Lepidosauria, Squamata, Varanidae.